This is a messenger RNA of Fraxinus pennsylvanica, 3393 nucleotides long. NCBI's taxonomy places the organism in Eukaryota, Viridiplantae, Streptophyta, Magnoliopsida, Lamiales, Oleaceae. The record is from the annotation of a GenBank genome assembly.
AUGCAGUCAAAUAAUCCACUGGCACUGCCAUUUCCUCUGAGUCCCCUGGUGCUGUUUAAUGCUGGUGAUUUGAGCGAAGGUGGGUUUGAAAUUUCGCGGUUUUUGUUCCUGGGAUCGCUGCUUUUCUCGCGAGAAGGAGGCGGCAUGGACUUGUCGAAAGUGGGAGAAAAGAUCCUCAGCUCCGUUCGCUCAGCCCGCUCCCUUGGCCUUCUGCCUUCCCCCUCUGAUCGCCCCGAGGUUCCAGCACGGGCCGCAGCAGCAGCUGCUGUUGCCCGUAUUAUUGCAGGACUACCUCCACAUCAGAGGCAUAAUCUCUCUUCUAGCUCUGAAGAAUUGAGUUCAAUCUAUGGAAGCAGACCUCAAGGUCAAGUUGUGGAUGAGCUCGAGGAAGAAUUUUAUGAGGAGGAAUUUGAUCCAGUUAGACAUGUUUUAGAACAUAUUCCCACUGAAGAUAGCGAACUUUCAUACUUCGAGGAAAAGGCUGCUCUUAAACUGGCUCAACUGGAUAUGGUUGCUGAACGAUUGUCACGCCAUGUCAUGGAGAAUUAUGAAGAAAUGGUGAAGGGAAUGAAUCUGGUAAGAGAACUGGAGAAGGACUUAAAAGUUGCAAAUGUUAUUUGCAUGAAUGGGCGAAGACACCUUACUUCAUCAAGGAACGAGGUGUCCAGGGAUCUCCUUGUCACUACAACUUCCAAAAAGAAACAAGCCCUCCUGGACUUGCUCCCUAUCUUGACUGAGCUACGGCAUGCUCUGGACAUGCAAAUGGCUCUUGAAACUUCUGUUGAGGAAGGGAACUUCUCUAAGGCAUUCCAAGUACUAUCUGAGUAUUUGCAGCUUCUAGAUAGUCUGUCAGAUCUUUCUGCAGUGCAAGAUAUGAACCGUAGCGUUGAGGUUUGGUUGGGAACAACUCUUCUAAAGUUGGAUUCACUUCUAUUAGGAGUGUGCCAGGAUUUCAAAGAGGAAGACUAUAUAACUGUGGUUGACGCGUAUGCUUUGAUUGGAGAUGUUUCUGGUCUGGCUGAGAAGAUACAAAGCUUCUUUAUGCAGGAGGUUCUCUCUGAAACCCACUCUGUGUUGAGGACCAUAUUGCAAGAGGAUCUUGAAAAUCCUAAUAUGCAAUGUAACAGGCUUACGUACAGUGAUUUGUGCAUUCAAAUACCUGAAUCCAAAUUUAGGCAGUGUUUGCUGGCAACACUAGCGAUGCUUUUUAAGCUUAUGUCAUCCUAUUAUGCAAUAAUGAGCUUCCAGCCAGAUGACAAAGUCUCAGCCUGCCAUAGCCCAAGUUGGAGGCAAAAAAAAGGUAACAAAUCUGGAGUUUUGGGGGAUUCUGUAAGAGAAGAUUCCUGUAAUUCCCUUGCAGAAGAUAGUUCAAUUUCUGCAGGGACAGAGAGAGGAUCAGGAUCUGUUUUGUCCUCUGUUGAAGAGCCAGCUACGACUUCUGCCACUUGUGCGAAAAUUACAGGGUCCAAUGGUUCCACUCUUGCAGAUUAUCCGACUGACGAAGCAAGAGAUGAUGGAACUGCAGCAUCAAGUAGUGGAUCCCCAUGGUUUGAACUGCGGAAAGAUGCUGCAACUUUUGUUUCACAAACCCUACAGAGGGGCCGUAAGAAUCUUUGGCAACUUACAACAAGCCGCAUUGCAGUUCUGCUUUCCUCUUCUGCAGUUUCUUCAAGUAGCAUUCAUCAAUUUUUGAGAAACUAUGAAGAUCUUAGUCUCUUCAUCCUGGCUGGGGAAGCUUUUUGUGGUUUAGAAGCGGUUGAGUUUAGGCAGAAGCUGAAAUCCAUUUGUGGAAGUUAUUUUAAUGCUUUCCAUCGGCAAAAUAUAUAUGCCUUGAAAAUGGUGAUGGAGAAGGAGAAUUGGCAGAUAAUGCCGCCAGACACAAUUCAAGUAGUAAGUUUUGCCGGACUGGUUGGUGAUGGAGCAGCAUUGAUUGCUUCAUCUAAUAAUUCUCCCAGUUCUCAAUUACUGCAAUCCAAUAGAUCAGUAGGUUCAGUUGAAAAUAGAUCGAAGAGUGGAUUUUCGCAUUGGCUUGAAAGAGGAAACCCAUUUUCAUCAAAACUGAAUGAUGGUACCAUGGAAAAAUCCGAUUCCUUCCAACUUAAUGGAUCAAACAUGCAUGGAGAAAGUGGAAAUACUAAUGAAAUGUAUCAGAAUAGUAUAUCUACACAGAAAAUUAGUGCUGGAAAUGAUGUCAAUGGGGGUGCUUCUCUUUCAGAAGAUGAAAAUGAAGAUCUCCAUGCUGAUUUUAUUGAUGAAGACAGUCAGCUUCCAAGUCGUAUUUCCAAACCAAAUCGUUUAAGACAUCACUCUUCUCGUUGGAAUGAUGAAGGGAUGAAAGCACAAACAGGAUCAUCACUUAGCCUCUUGAAGUUGAUGGACAAGUAUGCAAGACUGAUGCAGAAAUUAGAGAUAGUCAAUAUUGAGUUUUUAAAGGGCAUUUGCCAGUUGUUUGAGAUCUUUUUCCACUUUGUCUACAUGACAUUUGGUCAGCAGAAUAAUCAUCCAAGUGGAAAGGCCUCCGCGGACUUGCUUCCUCAGAGGCUAAAGACUGCAAUAUCAAGAAUAACACAAGAGUGUGAUCAGUGGAUAAAUCCCCAGUCUGCAUCCCCUAUAUCUCCAAAUGCAUCAUUCACUCAUAUGGAUGUCACCCCUACCAGUCCUCCGAGUCACUUGAAUAGCCCAUCUUUUGGUCUCAAGGAAAGAUGUGCAGGUGCUGACACUAUAUUGCUUGUUGCUCAAUUCUUGCAUAGAUCAAAAGGCCAUCUUCAAUCAACGCUUCUGCAAAAUAAUGGAGCAAUAGUCGAAGACUUCUACGUGCAUAUGGUGGAUGCUGUACCUGAACUUACGGAGCAUAUUCAUAGAACUACUGCUAGACUCCUCCUCCACAUAAAUGCAUAUGUUGACCGGGUUGCCAAUUCUAAAUGGGAAGUGAAAGAGCUCGGACUAGAGCACAAUGGGUAUGUUGAUUUACUGCUGGGAGAAUUUAAGCACUACAAAACAAGGCUAGCUCAUGGAGGUAUUCGAGAGGAGGUUCAAGACCUUCUCUUAGAAUAUGGACUUGAAAACGUUGCUGAAACUCUCAUCGAGGGUCUAUCUAGGGUGAGGAGAUGUACUGAUGAGGGAAGGGCUCUCAUGUCCCUGGAUCUUCAGGUUUUAAUUAACGGCCUAAAGCAUUUUGUCUCAAUUGAUGUGAAACCGAAAUUGCAGAUGGUCGAAACUUUCAUCAAGGCUUACUACCUUCCGGAAACAGAAUAUGUCCACUGGGCUCGUGAUCAUUCGGAAUACAGUAAAAAUCAAAUUGUUGGUCUGAUCAACCUUGUUGCAACAAUGAAAGGCUGGAAAAGGAAAACCAGAUUGGAAGUGUUAGAAAGAAUAGAAUCAAUCCUUUCAUAA